AUCAACAGCGGGCACGUCAAUUCGAAGGGCGACGUAUUUUGCCGAAGCUGUACGUCUGACGGUCUCAGGGUUCUAUAUUGCCCAGCGCGUUUGGCGCGUUGCUUCUCUCGGCGUCUUCCUUCCUCACCCUAAAGCAGUGGCCAUGAAGGAUUCGCUGGUACUGCAGAGCCGCGUCCCGGCCCACCCGGAUUCCCGCUGCUGGUUCCUGGCCUGGAACCCCACGGGGACCCUGUUGGCCUCAUGCGGAGGCGACCGUAAAAUUCGCAUCUGGGGCACCGAGGGUGACAGCUGGAUUUGCAAGUCUGUCCUUUCUGAAGGCCAUCAGCGCACCGUUAGGAAAGUGGCCUGGUCCCCGUGUGGAAAUUACCUGGCAUCUGCCAGCUUUGAUGCUACCACUUGCAUUUGGAAGAAGAAUCAGGAUGACUUUGAGUGUGUGACCACUCUUGAGGGUCAUGAAAAUGAGGUCAAGUCAGUGGCUUGGGCCCCAUCUGGUAACCUCUUGGCUACCUGCAGCAGAGAUAAGAGCGUGUGGGUCUGGGAAGUUGAUGAAGAGGAUGAAUAUGAAUGUGUCAGUGUCCUCAACUCUCAUACACAGGAUGUUAAGCAUGUGGUUUGGCACCCAAGCCAGGAGCUUUUAGCUUCUGCUAGCUAUGAUGACACAGUGAAGCUAUACCAGGAAGAAGGGGAUGACUGGGUCUGCUGUGCCACCCUUGAAGGUCAUGAGUCCACUGUAUGGAGCAUAGCCUUUGAUCCCAGCGGCCAGCGGCUAGCAUCUUGCAGUGAUGACCGAACUGUGCGCAUCUGGCGCCAGUAUCUACCAGGCAAUGAACAAGGGGUGGCAUGCAGUGGCUCUGACCCCAGCUGGAAAUGUAUCUGCACUUUGUCCGGCUUCCACACCAGGACCAUUUACGACGUUGCUUGGUGUCAGCUAACAGGGGCCCUGGCUACAGCUUGUGGAGAUGAUGCCAUCCGAGUGUUUGAGGAAGAUCCAGGCUCAGACCCACAGCAGCCCACCUUCUCUUUGACAGCCCAUCUUCGUCAGGCCCAUUCCCAGGAUGUCAACUGUGUGGCUUGGAAUCCCAAGGAGCCAGGGCUCCUGGCCUCUUGUAGUGAUGAUGGUGAGGUAGCCUUCUGGGAGUAUCACCAGCCUGCGGGUCUCUGAGCUAUAGCUUGACUUGGGAGUCUUGAUUCCCACAGAAAAUGUCCUAAGACUUUUCCUAGUCAUCAAGAAGACCUGAAGCAUCCUUGACCUUCAUUUAGCUCAGGACUAUUCACUGUUUCCCUUCCUUGAUAUGAGGAAGCCAUUGGACAGAGCCACGGAACAGUAGUAUAUUGUAUUAAAGUUUUGCUUGAUUUAGGACAUAGUGCGGGUGGUGGUGGCGCACGCCUUUAAUCCCAGCACUUGGGAGGCAGAGGCAGGUGGAUUUCUGCGUUCAAGGCUAGCCUGGUCUCCAGAGUGAGUUCCAGGACAGCCAGGGGUACACAGAGAAACCCUGUCUCAAAAAAAAAAAAAAAAAGACAUGGUGUUACAUUUGGGGGUAAAUAUAUUUAUAAUCAGUAUAUAAAUAUAUAAAUGAAUAAGAGCUUUUGAAAUUGUGAGCUUUAUAGAAUUCAUCUGUGCUCCACUUUCUGUUUUAUAAGUAAGGUCAUUUAUCAUUUCUUAUAACUUAACUAUUUGGAAUGGGCUCCACCUUCCCAAUUCUAGAGUAGUCCUUGUAUUUAAGACAUGCAAGCUAGCUGUAGUGUUUUCCUAGCACUCAAUCAGCAAAGAUGGGUUAUCCUUGGCUGCAUAGGCAGUUUGAAGCCAGUCUGGGAUAUGAGACCCUUUCUCAAAAAACAAAGACAUUCAAAACUAGAGAAAUUUUCCCCCCAAAAUGUUGUUUGUUCAUACUAAAAAGAUACCUCUGCUUUUUCUUAGAAACCCUCACAUGCCUCUUGAGACAUUAUGCUCUGGGCAUCUGAGAAUAUGAAAAGAAAUGAACCCCUAUAAAGAAAGAAUUGGUUUUCAUUGAGGGACAGAAGACAUUAAAACUAUAGCCUGAGGCCCUCUACCAGACAACAGCAGGCUGGUGUAGUGGUGCACACCUAGUCUAACACUCAGGAGGCAGAGGCUAGCCUGAUCUACAAAUGAGAGUUUCAGGACAGCUUAGGAGACAGUGACCAUAAAAAAACCCAAAAACUUAGACAAUGACAUGUGCUGCCAAAUCUGUGGUGUUUUUCAGGUCUGAGAGUAGUUAAGAUGUCUAAUUAGCUUUAUAGAAGAAUGCUGAUUAGGCAAACAUUGAGAAAUGCGUAUGGGUUUGGGUGUGAGUUAUCUCCAAAACUGGAGCCUUCACUUAUUUUUUACACUGUACAAUUGUUACCUUAGAUUUUUGCAGAGACAAUGGAGGCAGUAUCCAGAGCAGUGGUGACUAGUGAUCUGCAGAAUCUAAGGACCCAUUCAGGGUCAACACUAACACGAUGAAAGAAUGGCAUCAGUUAAAUAGCUAUCUGUCUUUUCUAUCUUGUGCCCACAGUGAGAAUAGAGCCAGCCUCACUCAGACAACAAAGAUGACUUAAAAUUGACCAUUGAGAACACUUCUGAUACUGACAAAUGAGAAAGUUCCACCUAGCCCCUCUGUGGUCUUGAAAAAAAAAACAGUUUGACAGUUGCUACAAGCCAAGUUAGCUAUACAUGGCAUGCCUUUUUAAAAUCAGAACUAGAAAGCCAGGCGGUGGUGGCCCACACCUUUAAUCCCACACUUGGGAGGCAAAGGCAGGUGGAUUUCUGAGUUUGAGGCCAGCCUGGUCUACAAAGUGAGUUCCAGGACAGCCAGGGCUACACAGAGAAACCCUGUCUCGAAAAAAAAAAAAAAAUCAGAACUAUAAAAUUAACAUUUAGGCCUGUAUAUUUAGCUGUGUUCCUGAAAAAUGAACAUACUGAACCUUUCACUGAUCGUGUUCACUGCUGAUGGUAAAUGUUUAAAAGACAAAAUUAGAAUUUUUGAAAACUUGUGUUGCAACGAACUUUAAUGGUAAUGAAAUUAGCAAAUGAAUUUUGUGGGUCACUGUUGAAAUGGCCAACACACUGAGCAGACAUAGCUAAAGGUCCUAACUGGCUUCUGUUAAGCUAGAUGUAAAGUGAUUGUAACACUGUACCAUGCUACUCUUCUCCAGAAUUUAUUUUUCCUAAAAUAUGUUAAUGAAGUUUUUUUUUUUAAACAAACUGCCUUUUUAAUGUAAUAAGUAUCAACGAAUAUAAUCUAGGUAAUAAAAGCUUUUGGGG
Messenger RNA from Mastomys coucha (southern multimammate mouse), 3265 nucleotides. It is a transcript of the gene Ciao1, whose product is annotated as cytosolic iron-sulfur assembly component 1. NCBI's taxonomy places the organism in Eukaryota, Metazoa, Chordata, Mammalia, Rodentia, Muridae. Gene Ontology annotation, molecular function: protein binding. The record is from RefSeq and is a predicted model, not a curated record. The transcript has 7 exons. Gene Ontology annotation, cellular component: cytosolic [4Fe-4S] assembly targeting complex. Bases 143 to 1162 code for a protein of 339 amino acids. Gene Ontology annotation, biological process: iron-sulfur cluster assembly.